AAUGUCAUUAUCUUUAAUGAUGCCAAUACUGUCACAUUUUAUUGGUCACUUCCAAUAUAGUGGAGCUUUUUCUUUUCCCAUCAAUAUCCAGAUGCUUUUAAUAUUUGUAGUGUGGGAUGAUUAGGUACAUUACCUGUUGCGUAAGCAAUAAUCUUCCAAUCACAGAACAUGAUCCCCAUUCAUUUAAUCAACCAAUCAAAGAGCAUCAUUUAUAUAUUUAUGAUGAUGUAUAUGUAUAUGUCAUGUGGGCGUUGGCAUGUCCUCUGUUUCUGUCGUGUAUGGUUGUAUUCAGUUUCAGCGUCAACGACAAAGUUCUCCUCACGUCUAAGCGGGAAAAUAAUUACACGAAUCCCAUUUGUUUUCGUUUUUGUAUCUCUCUGUCUCUGACAUUGUCUCUAAAUUUAUCAAUUUUAAUCUGCGAUUAUCCUUUGUUUUUGGGUACAUUUAUCUCCUCAAAUUCCAGCCCAAUCUAAUCUGUUUUAGACUCUCCAAACCCAGAAAUAGAAACACAAAUCACAAAAGAGUGAGAGAGAUAGAUCAUGCUCUCUGUUCUUUGAUGAUCUUUGACCAAUUUGAUUUCAUAUGUUUAUACAAUUGCUCUGUUUUUUCUUGUUCUUGUUACUGCUUUUACAAGCCACAAUGUCUAAACGUUCUUUCAAGAAAUUUGUGGAACAAGAACUCGGAUCUCGUCCUCAUUUCCUCAUCUACACGGUUCUUGAAUGGAGCCUCAUCGUUAUCCUCUUCAUCGACGGCAUAAUCGCCUUUCUAUCAAACCAAUAUGCCAAAUUCUUCGACCUCAACAUUCCUUGUCUUCUCUGCACCAGAAUCGACCACAUUCUCGUCCCUAGAGACCCUCGAUUCUAUUACAAUGAGUCAAUCUGCGACUCUCACAAGAAGAAAGUAUCUUCUCUUGCUUAUUGCCAUGUCCAUAAGAAGCUAUCUGAGAUCAAACAUAUGUGUGAAGGAUGUCUUCUCUCUUUCGCCACCGAGAAAGAAUCUGACUGUGAUACUUAUAAGUCUCUCAUUGGCAUCUUACACAAAGAUCUCGAGCUUCUCAUUGACGAUGAACGAGAACUUCCCUUGGCAUUCAAGAAAGACGACAAUUUUAUUCAGACAACAAAAAAUCUGGUGGAUCACAAGAACAACAUUAAAAAUGAUAGCUUGAAGCAACAUUGUUCGUGUUGCGGAGAAUUAUUGAAGAUAAAAUCUGAGAAGUUGCCGAAUAACAACAAUUCUUUCCUUGCUCCUGCUCCUUCUCCUAGGGUUUCGAACAACAAACUGUCUGAAAGAGAAUCUGAGUUUAAGGAUCUAGAUGUGGACAGAACACCGAGCUUUGUUAGAGGAGGUAACAAGUUUUUUGGGAUCCCUCUGUCUGAUUCGGUGCAAAAUAGUCCACGAUGGUCCGUUCGAUCUCUUAAGAAAUCUCUUUUGGAUAAGACAGAGAAUGCUUCGGACACGGCAGAUCCAAACGGUGAAUCCAUCCUUAAUCAGCUCAAGAAAGAGGUUCGCUUGGACAAGAAGUCACUCAUUGAUUUGUAUAUGGAGUUAGAUGAAGAGAGAAGUGCUUCAGCUGUUGCAGCCAACGAAGCGAUGGCUAUGAUCACGAGGCUUCAAGCCGAGAAAGCUGCUGUUCAAAUGGAGGCUUUGCAGUACCAAAGAAUGAUGGAUGAACAAGCAGAGUAUGACCAAGAAGCUUUGCAGUCGAUGAGUACCGAAUUGGCGAAGAGGGAGGAGGAAAUGAAGGAGCUUGAAGCUGAGUUUGAGGCUUACAGAGAGAAAUAUGGAAGUUUGACAGAUGAAGAAGAUGCAAGAGAAGAGUUUCAUGAACAAAACGGCAAUGCUAGUGCAAAUGAUGAUUGCCAAGAAACCAAACCAGUCUCGGAUUUAGGCGUCUGUUCUUCUAAUCAGGAGGAGAAUGGCGAAAACAUCGAUCGAAAUGGGUCUACUCAAUCUAAAAGGUCAGAGGAGUCUACCGCGGAAAAGGAUGUCUCUGCAGAUGAAGAAAAAGGGACAGAGAGCAAAGAAGGGAUAGUAAAAGAGCUUUCAGAUAUCACAGAGAGACUAAGUGCUCUUCAAUCAAAUGGUGAUCUGUUGAAACAUAUUGCUGAUGUUUUGGAUGUUAGUGAAGGAGAAGCAAUUCUACUGCAGAUCUCUCAGAAUUUGCACAUGCUUCGUAGUUUUGUUGCUAUGCCUUCAGAAUCCAUGAACUUGUAAUACAUCUUUUUUUUCCCUUUCUUAGAGAACAAGCAAGCUUCCACACCUUGUCUCAACUUGAAAACAUUUCUAUCAUUCUUUCACACUAAAAAAGUUUCAGUUUGCUCCAUGAA
Molecule: messenger RNA, 2327 nt
Organism: Arabidopsis lyrata subsp. lyrata
Lineage: Eukaryota; Viridiplantae; Streptophyta; Magnoliopsida; Brassicales; Brassicaceae
Product: probable myosin-binding protein 6
Exons: 2
Coding region: 583-2214 (543 amino acids)
Molecular function (GO): myosin binding
Source: RefSeq, a predicted model, not a curated record